ACAGUAGUAAUAAUAGUAAUAAUGUAAAGUAGAUUACUUUUACUAGAGGAAAUCAUAAAAAAAAUUCUUGAAAAAGUAUCAUUUUUUAAUACAAUUUUUUUAAAGAAAAUAAAGUUUUCUUAAAAAUUCGAAAAAGCAAGAUCUUAGAUUAAACCUUCGUCUUUAAAAUGAGAUCUUGUUCAUCAAAAUCGGUCAAGAAUUAUGCCCAUUCUCAUCGUUGGUGUAAGUCAUUAUACAGUCAAAGUUGAAUAGUCUUAAUAAAGUUUUGUCUACCCGCCGCGUACUUUAUACGUGUUGCCCUCUAGCCUAUUCUAGAGGGCGACAGUAAGGAUGUAACAUUCAUACUUUAUACCAUGUGCUCGGUAUAGUUAAUAUUAAUUUAGAAAGUUAUAUCUUAAAUUAAUUAAACAUUACGUUAUUUACAUGUUAAAAUGUCGUUUUUUAUAAGAAACAAUCGAGUUAAGGGAGCAUAUAAAAGAAAAUAUAAUGGACAUUUUGAAAAUAGAGAUAAAAGUACAUUUACUUCGAAAGGAAAGAAAAAAAAUGUAAAAAAGUCUAUACCCACUGACAAUGAGAGUAUAUCUAGUAAUGACGAAGAACUUGCAGAAGAAAAUGAAAAAUUACCAGAGUUUGAAAGUGAAUCAGAAAAUGAAGAAACCGUUCAGGAAAAACGUAUUAGGCUGGCUAAAAAAUAUCUUCAACAAAUUGAGGAAGAAGAGAAAGAUAGAGCAGAAUUUGAGGAAGGAGCAGUUGCAAGAAGAUUAAAAGAUGAAUACUUGGAAGAAAAGGGAUGCCUUAGAAAAAUUGUAGCAGAACGUUAUAUUGCUCAUGAAGAUCCUAUAAUGUUGAGAUGUAAAGCUCAUAAAGAUUCUAUUACGUGUUUAUGUAUUUCUAAUAAAGGGAACAUUUUAUAUUCAAGUUCUAAAGAUGGUAGUUUAGUUAAAUGGUCAUUAAAGGAAAGAACUAAAUUAAAAAUUAUAAAAGGAAAAAGAAAAGGACAGGAUGGAAUGAAAUCAAUUAAUUGUAUGGCAAUUAGUACUGAUGGCAAAUUUUUGGUUGUUGGAGAUGGUGGUUGUAAAGAUAUCAAAGUAUUUUGUGGGGAAAGUUUAAAUCUUUUAAAAAAUUUACAAGGACAUAGAGGUAUAAUAACUGGUUUAAUAUUUCGAAAAGAUACUCACACACUUUACUCUGCAUCUGAAGACAGAAGCAUAAAAGUUUGGAAUUUAGAUGAUAUGGCAUAUGUUGAAUCUUUAUUUGGACAUCAAAAUGGUAUCACAUCAAUUGACGCUUUAUCAAGAGAACGCGCUAUAACUAGUGGUGGAUAUGAUGGAACUAUUAGAAUUUGGAAAAUUGUAGAAGAAUCGCAAUUAAUUUUUAAUGGUCAUUGUGGCAGCAUAGAUAUUGUUAAACUUAUCAAUGAAGAGAACUUUUUUAGUGGUGGAAAUGAUGGCUCAUUAUGUGUAUGGUGUUGUUUAAAAAAAAAACCUUUAUGUUGUGUACCCGAGGCUCAUGGAAAAGAUGAAAAUAAUGGGCAACCAAAAUGGAUAUCGAGCAUAGCAACGCUUUUGAAUACUGAUUUAGUAGCAUCUGGUUCUCAAAAUGGAGAGAUCAAAUUGUGGCGGUGCGGUGAUUCGUUUAAAUCAUUACAUCCAUUAUUUACAAUAAAAUUAGUCGGGUUUAUAAACUCACUGGUAUUUACACCAGAUGGUAAUAAUCUGAUUGCUGGUGUUGGUCAAGAACACAAGCUUGGUAGAUGGUGGCGUAUACCAGAAGCCAGAAAUUGUAUUGUUAUUAUACCAUUAGUCCAAAAUAAAACAAACAAAUAAUAUAUAUUA
Vespa crabro (European hornet) is the source of this 1835-nucleotide messenger RNA. RefSeq names its product U3 small nucleolar RNA-interacting protein 2 (gene U3-55K). The transcript has 8 exons. NCBI's taxonomy places the organism in Eukaryota, Metazoa, Arthropoda, Insecta, Hymenoptera, Vespidae. Gene Ontology annotation, cellular component: small-subunit processome. Gene Ontology annotation, molecular function: protein binding; snoRNA binding. The coding region runs from base 432 to 1826 and encodes 464 amino acids. The record is from RefSeq and is a predicted model, not a curated record.